Molecule: messenger RNA, 571 nt
Organism: Chilo suppressalis (striped riceborer)
Lineage: Eukaryota; Metazoa; Arthropoda; Insecta; Lepidoptera; Crambidae
Source: the annotation of a GenBank genome assembly
AAAAAAAUCUAUGGAUAGCUCGAUGGCAACUUUUGUCAAACCAUAAAAAAGCCUUAUUUAUUAUUUUAGUAAAACGCAUUUAGGGGAUGGAAUUUUUUGGGUAUACUGUGUUAGGUCCUCAAAACUAUAUUAAAGAUAUUAUGAGGAAUGACUACCAUGAGCCUAUGAAAAAGGAAGAUGUAAAAAAAAUAAUGGAAAAAGUGGAACACGAUUCUACAAUGCCAGAAAUGAUUAAAAGACCAGAUGUUAACACAAUCAGACUAAUUGAUUGUUAUAUUGGAAGAGUAAAUGGAUUUGCAUACGGUUCUUACCAAACAUUUGUUAAAAUGAAGCGAAAAGGAGUUAUUAAGCCAACUGGGCCCUCUGAUAUUUACAGAUUACCACCGACAACAUCAGUUGAGUAUGGAUGGUGGCAACAUGAUCCGGAAUUAAGUAAUGCGACUUGGUGUCAAACUUGUCCAAGAUAUCCGCAACCCACUUCUCCAAACACUCUUAUUCUUGACGUUGUACGAAAGAAUAACAAAUAUGCUACUUUAUUCUGAUCUCAAGAUUUUUUCGUUUUUAAAUAAAG